UCCUCCCGUCUCACAGCCUCAGGUCAGGGAGAGAAAGGAAACCCUGCAGAAGAGAUUGCAGCCCUGCUGCCUGGCAACAGCAGAUUUGAAAAAAGAAAAGGAGAAGGGGGAAUACGCAGCUUGGAGGAGUGGAAAGCUGUAAGCAAAACCUCUGAAACUCCUGUUGAGCUCUCUGCGCAACCCCCUAAGGUCUCCAGCUAUUUGUUCAAAGGCAAAAACAAUACCUCUGAGCGAAAGCCCUCCCACUUGCUCAUGAUAGGCUCACCCAAAAUAGCAACAGCCUGUGUCACCAAAAAGGGCAAAACCUGCUGGAAGAGAAAGAAAAAGUUGCUCCCAGAUCCUUCGGUAACUUUUAGAUUUCACUUUGCUCCUGUCCCAAGUUGCCAUGGACAGAAGAGCCAGAGGCACCAGAUUUGACAGCAAGGGUAAAACCCUCUUGCCGUAGAGCCCCUCAUCAUCGCUGAGAAGUAACCAAGUUGGGGAGCUGUUUUCCUACAGCCAUGGUACCUGCGCAGGACACAGAGGACCUCAGCCAGCAAUGUCAGAAUAUAGGAGAGGAAUGCGGCACAUGCAGCUUGCACAAGCUUCCUGCUCAAACAGGAUUCGGAAUGCUCACUCUUCUAUCAUCUGGCAUUGCUGCUAUCAGUGGCUUUCUGAUGGGUUAUGAAUUUGGAGUUAUCUCUGGAGCUCUUCUUCAGCUAACUAGCAUCCUAGCCCUUUCAUGCCGACAACAGGAGAUAGUUGUAAGUGCUCUUCUCAUUGGUGCCUUUCUCGCUUCGUUGACUGGUGGGAUCCUGAUCGACAAAUAUGGGAGGCGAGUUGCCAUUAUGCUGGCAUCUGGGUUGCUUGUACUGGGAAGUCUGGUGCUGAUACUCUUUGCCUCAUACGGACUCCUCAUAAUAGGGCGGAUUGUGAUAGGCGUUUCCAUUUCACUCUCCUCAACCGCAACUUGUGUGUAUAUCGCAGAGAUUGCCCCGCAGCACAGAAGAGGCUUGCUUGUGUCUUUGAAUGAACUCAUGAUUGUAGUGGGCAUACUUUUUGCCUAUGUUUCAAAUUACGCCUUUGCCAGUGUUUCCCAUGGCUGGAAGUACAUGUUUGGCCUGGUCAUUCCAUUGGGGAUUCUACAGGCCAUUGCCUUGUAUUUCCUUCUGCCAAGUCCUCGUUUUCUCGUUAUGAAAGGCUUUGACGAAGCUGCCAGCCAAGUGCUUGGAAAACUCAGGGCAACCACAGACACCACCAAAGAACUUGCUAUGAUCAAAUCCUCCUUGAAAGAUGAGCACCAGUACCGUUUUUGGGAUCUGUUCCAUUCAAAAGACAAUAUGAGGACUCGGAUGCUGAUAGGAAUCACUCUAGUGUUUUUUGUACAAACAACAGGACAGCCUAACAUCUUGUUUUAUGCCUCCACUGUUUUGAAGGCAGUUGGGUUUCAGAGCAAUCAGGCAGCUAGUUUGGCCUCUACCGGCGUUGGAGUGGUCAAAGUGGUCAGUACAAUCCCAGCCACCCUUUUCGUCGACCAAAUAGGAAGCAAGACGUUUCUCAUUAUUGGCUCAUCCCUCAUGUCCGUGUCAUUGUUCACCAUGGGAUUGAUCACGCUUAAUAUACAUGUGAAUGCCACUGCCGUCUGUAGAAACCAGUCCUGGGAAGAUGCCACAUUCCAAGGAGUGGGACAAUUGACCUCCACAAAUGAAACUCUUGAGGAGCAAUUUGCUAGCCUGGCUUCAUCUAGCACAGUUUCACAACGGAAGGCUGACAUUUCUAAUAUGGAAAGGUGGAACAAGACCGUGUCAAUGGGAGACAGAGCCCCCAACACAAGCCGCACAGAGUCUCAGGUAGCAACAGAAGCAAUGGAAGUUCAAUCAGCUCUGAAAUGGUUCUCUCUGGCCUGCUUGCUUGUUUACAUUGCUGCUUUCUCCAUAGGACUUGGACCAAUGUCCUGGCUGGUACUGAGUGAAAUAUUUCCUGGUGGGAUCAGAGGAAGAGCGAUGGCUCUAACCUCCAGCAUGAACUGGGGUGUUAAUCUUCUAAUCUCCUCAACCUUUUUGACUACAACAGAUCUCAUUGGUUUACCGUGGGUCUAUUUCAUUUAUGCCAUGAUGAGCCUGGCAGCGUUGGCGUUUGUCGUUUUCUUCAUCCCUGAGACAAAAGGAUGUUCCCUAGAGCAGAUAUCUAUGAAACUGGCAAAACAGAAGUAUGCAACAAGUACUCAAUGCUGGAGGGGCCGACGCCAGGAUCAACUGAUGCCAAUAGAACUUCCCAACAAAGAGGCCCAUGAACAAUUCUACUAAGGCAGGAUGGUGCACAAAACCCACAUCAAUAUAUUUUUUAAAGGAUGACAAAAUGGUAGAAUACUCAGAAACGUUGGCAGUACUUUCAUAUGCAUAUUCUUCUACUAUAAAUAAGCUUUUCUGUA
Lacerta agilis (Sand lizard) is the source of this 2410-nucleotide messenger RNA. RefSeq names its product solute carrier family 2 member 12 (gene SLC2A12). Gene Ontology annotation, molecular function: transmembrane transporter activity. NCBI's taxonomy places the organism in Eukaryota, Metazoa, Chordata, Lepidosauria, Squamata, Lacertidae. Bases 501 to 2285 code for a protein of 594 amino acids. The record is from RefSeq and is a predicted model, not a curated record. The transcript is spliced from 6 exons. Gene Ontology annotation, cellular component: membrane. Gene Ontology annotation, biological process: transmembrane transport.